Molecule: messenger RNA, 4842 nt
Organism: Zerene cesonia (dogface butterfly)
Lineage: Eukaryota; Metazoa; Arthropoda; Insecta; Lepidoptera; Pieridae
Product: zinc finger protein 234-like
Exons: 13
Coding region: 125-2131 (668 amino acids)
Biological process (GO): regulation of transcription by RNA polymerase II
Cellular component (GO): nucleus
Molecular function (GO): DNA-binding transcription factor activity, RNA polymerase II-specific; RNA polymerase II transcription regulatory region sequence-specific DNA binding
Source: RefSeq, a predicted model, not a curated record
UACGUCAUACAUUUUGUUUAUAUUUGUAGUGCCGCUAUAAAAACAAAUUUGAAGCAAUAUUAAAUCCAUAUAACAACUAAUUACUUUAAGUUUAUUAUGUUUGCUUUAAAUAUUUAACUCUAAUAUGGAUCCCUUAUACAAUGAUAUAUGCUACGGAUGCUUGAAUUCCGAACGAAAAAUAUCGAUUAUAAAUGAUACAACUUUAAAGGAAUGUUUUUUAGAUAUAUUGAAAAAUCAGGAAUCCCAAAUGAGGUUGAUACAGCUUUGUUUUGAAUGUGCUGCGAUACUGGUUAAAAUAAAAAAGUUCCAGCAGAAAGUGGUAUUUAGUGUACAGAAGAUUUUGAACGACUGCGUCAGAAAGAGUCUAUCACAAACGUCACUGCAAUCAAAACCAUUGUUUUCUAUAUCAAUCUCGGAUGAAGACAAGAAAGAAACCAACUACGAAAUUAUAGAUACAAUAAAAUCCGAAAUUGAUGACACUAAUGACGGAACGGAAUUUAAUGACAAAAUAGAAUAUAGUGACACAUUAGAAUAUAAUGACAAAGCAGAAUAUAAUGAUGAUAACAAUGAUAAUUUUUCAAAUGAACUCGAAGAGGAAAUUUCCUUGGACGUUAUUGAUACGGGCGAAAGAGAUGUCUACAAGGAGGUUAGGUUGAGUAAGAAAGAGAUAGCUGAUGAAAGGCAAGCUAAAAGAGCGAGCGAGGAAUACAUCAAUGCUAUGUUCAAGUGUGCCUUGUGCGUUAUAACAUUCACAAAUAGAGAAGAUUUCGAUGAACAUACGAGUGAUAAACAUGAACGGAAAUCGAAAUUUCAAUGCGCCAUAUGCAAGUGCGCGUUCAACUCGACGAUAUCGUUCAAAUACCACAGCCGGCGGCAUCGCUCGCGGUUCGAAUGCAAUGCGUGCGCGCAGCGGUUCGCCUACAAGAGGGACGUGAUCAAGCACUAUAAUAUCGUGCAUUGCGUUGGAAUUGAACAGUAUUCAAACGAAAAUGAAGAUAAUAAAUUGAAUGUGCAACCAGAGACCACCUCUGAUGUUAGCACCAAAUCGGACACGUUCACGUGCGACGUGUGCCGCAAAGUGUUCCGUUGGCGGGCGUCCCUGCGGAAGCAUCUGGAGCGACACCGCAUCGAGAGCGGCCAGAAGCGGAAGCCGUACUGCGAGCCGUGCAAAUUGUAUUUCGCGACGACGUCGAAUUUGAGAAAGCACGUGAGCGCCAGUUCCAAACAUCAAAUACAACUUAAACUUAGCAAAUUAAAGGACACGCCCAUCCCGUCGGAAGACAAGGACGGAUAUAUAAAGAAUAUAGAGAGCGUCGUGAACGAGUCGCGGCGGAUGUACGCAGCGUCCGGUGAGCUGGUGUGCGCGCCGUGCAACAGGACGUUCUCGUCGAUAGCAACAUACCAGCAGCACAUGAGGAUCAGCAAGAAACACGUCACCGAGGAGGACUUCAAAUACAUGUGCAGCGAUUGCGGCAAGCGGUUCGCGGAUAAAACACGCCUGAAGGAUCACAUUGAUUGGGAGCACCUGAAGAACUACGUGCACACGUGCGGCGAGUGCCAGAAGGCGUUCAAAACUCGCACAUCUCUAUAUUUACACAAGCAGGUCGUACACCAGAAGGACAAGAGCGAGCACCUGUGCGACCACUGCGGCAAGCACUUCCCGAACCAUUCGAAACUCCGCGUCCACAUAAAAGCAGCGCAUUCGUCCAUAGCCGCUUACAAAUGCAACAGUUGCGGCGCGAGGUUCGCCUGGCAUUCCUGUCUGUCUAGGCACGUGCGGCGCUUGCAUAAGAAGAAUGUCCAACAAAACUUGAAAGUACCCGAUCUUGUGAGAUCUCUUGCAAGAAAGAAUAGCCGAGCACCCUUGCGAGUUAAUUGUUCAGAUAUAAAAAUGGGGGUGUCACCAUUUGCCAUGAGUCCCAAGUGUUUCGCUUGUAGUUUCGUUUUGUUUUUAAUAUUGGAAGAUUUUGUCAUACUCAGUAUAUCCCGUUUCACUAAUGCUGAACUCAACUCAAUUACAACAGUUGAGUUCUUUACCGACUCUCCAAUUCGGGGCUUAGGACGAACUCUAAAAAUGUCCCUUUUAAUUUCUCUUUAUAGUAUAGACAAUACAAAAUUAUUAAAUUAUUGAUUACGAAACAAUAUUCAUUUGUAAUAUGUACGCAUAUUUUGUAUGUUUUCUUUGGGUUCUGAUAGCUGCUUUGUGUACUUAUAAAUUCUAUUGUGUUGUUCUAAAACACACAGCGUUGAGAUGAAGAAGCUGUUUAUGAAUUCUCUAAAUCUCUAUGGAAAUACAUUCUGCCUUACCGGUUAUCUAUGGAUCAUUCACCUCACUAGCAAGUGCGCGUCCUUGUUUAUGAAUACGUCCUUGACGCGCCGCCAUUUUACAAGGUCAUAGUGUUUGUGAAUUCUGACGCGACAACAUCGCUCAAAGAUCGAAUCUUAAGUAAUUAUUGUAAUCUCUAAAAAAAGUUAUCAUAUUUUAAAAAGCCCACAGUGUUGAAUUUUAGUAAUUAGUGACGAAUAGGCUUUCCCAAGAGGAAGCAUGGAAAAAUACGGUGGAAGACACCUCGAAAUCGGGUGCUCGGAGUGGAGACCUGUUUAUGUGGCAUAGUGGUGGUUCGUCUUCAUCGCCCUCGGGGGACGAGGGAAGCGACGCCUCGUCUCCGACCAGACAGAAAGACUUCCUCUUUGGGCUACAUAAGACCUAGAGUGGUGGAAAAGAAACAUACACAGAAAUGGCGAUAUGGGGCGAUAAAGAGGCUUCAGAAUACACUGAGAGGGGCACACAUUCUAAUUCAGUCCGACAAUCAGAGCCUAGUCACCUAUAUACGACACGAAGGUGGGACAAGAGGCCCUCGUAGUUCUCACAUCCGAGGUACUUUGCUUAGCCAAGAAGUUAGGAAUAACUCUAUCAGCAUCCUACUUACCAGGCCGGGUCAAUGGGAUAGCAGAUCGCCUCCCAAGAGGACAACCCGUACCAGAGUGGCAUCAUGCCACAAGAGACAUAUUUCAGAAGUGGGGAGUUCCAAACAUAGAUCUGUUCGCUACCCAAAGAAGCGCUGUAGUGCCAACGUACGUAAGCCUAGAUUCAUGGGAUACCUGCGAAGAACAUUGCGACGCCUUCAGUCGUCUUUGAAACUGGCGCCUAGCAUGGGUAUUCCCACCACCGAACCUAAUCCCCCAAGUACAAGCGCACCUCAACAAGCCACAGGGCAGAUACAUAGUGGUUGCACCGAAGCGGGCCGAGUGUUAUUGGUUACUGGAGCUUAAGUCAACAGCACUCAGUCCACCAUUUGUAAUAUCGAACCUACGUAAUUAACGACUAACUACGUAAGUAAAGACGCUGCCUCCCCGCAAGUAGAGGACUUGAAGUUACUGGCGUGGGAAGUUGGCGGUGGAGGAAACAGUUAGCCCACUGGUAUACAAGAGAGAAAGAUUUGUUGGUGACUAGUUGGCAGAGAAAGCGACUUUGUUUUAUACUGUGUAGUGAAGAAACGAAUUUUAUGUUUAAAGAAAGUUAAUACUAUUUGUACUGUAAAAAUUCAUAAUUUACAUAUUAUGGCUGAAGAAAAAAUGUUCUGUCAGUUAUUAAGAAAGAAUGAUUUGUGUUUUGCAACAUGACCUUUUUAUUAAUUUCAGAGUGUAAAAUAUAACGUUAUUUCAUAGUACAGUAUUUUUAUUUAACAUUCUGUGAACAACUUUUUUAAGUGGUAAUGUAAUUUUGAUAAUUACAAAAUUACAAUAAGUUCUGUGGGCUCAAAGCGCCUGUGCGGGUCCUGAAGGAGAGCACUAUGUAUGUGAUUUUUGUCAUUAAUUGUUCUUACUAUGGCCCCCGGGUUACUAUAAUACCACCACCAUAACUCAAUUGCUUGAAUUUGUAAAUAAUAAAGUUUCCUCACAUUUUAGCAUGUUUUCAUUAAAAACAUGCUAAAAUAUGAUUAAACAGAUAAAUGCUGAAUGUUUUGAGCUAUAAUAUCAAUUCACAGACCCAUUGUUUUAAAUGUUGUGAGCUAAAAACUACUGCAAAACUCAUAACCAUUGCCCGCCCUCGUUUAUAAUGAAGCAUCCUUAUGCUUUGAUUUACAUAUUCUUGUUAGGGCAUCGCCAUGGCAGGCAAUAAUAGACGUAAUUUGAUUUUGCCUGAUAAGUGGCCUGAUCCUUUCCUAUCAAAAUGUCUGAUAGAGCAGCGUUUAUUUCCGGAUUUAAUAGGGCUGAACUGAACUUAGGGCCAUUUCCCGGCACAAAACGUUUCUCCACAAGGGUCUACCGGUCUGGGGAUGCACCCAAUAUCUCGAGAAUGUCGUCUGACAAGAUACAGCCCUCAGGCAAGGCUGCAUGCGGCAGCAUCGGGCACGGAGUCUGGAACUACGUCUAAUAUCUACGUUGACAUACUCGCACGCCCGUGUCCAGUGUACCAUCAGCAAUGUAGGUACACACAUACGUCAGAGUCGAGGUAAAUAAAACUCAAAAAAUCGUUCUGACUGUAUAUUGAUAGGUCGCUAUGGAUAUCGAUGUCGCUGUCGAUAUAAAUGCCUUUACUUAUGCUCCUCCUAUCAAAAUACUCCUACCAAAUUUUCAGACAAUAUUCCUAAAUUUUACAAAGGUACUCAGUAUGAAACGUCUUACAUGUAUAUUCUAUUCCUUGAACUGACGCCUCUUUUGCAAAGUAGUCCACUUUUUUGUUUCCUUCAUUGCCGAUAUGGGAAGGCACCCAUUGUAAAAUUACUUAUUUGUUAUCUACAAAUAGCUUUAAAAUCAUCUGCAGAAUUUCAUAGGCAACAGUUUUGUACAGCAAUUUAUUAAUAGGGAAUAUGCAUGUAUUUUUUUUAUUUUGUUAUC